AUGAGGCUGUGGCAGUGGGUGCUGGUGUGGGUGUGGCUGGCAAGGCCGGAACCCAAAGAAGCAGUGCCCCGCCCAGAGCGUGCCAAGGCCUCGGCCCCGCGAGCAGCGGGUCCGCUCUUCGUAGAUCGGCCUGACUUCUUCGACUACCCGGACUCGGACAGAGACAGCCUUCUGGCCGUGGCCCAGCUGAUCGGAGAGAGACCUGUGGUCUUUGUCCACUCAGGUUCCGACUCCAGGCUCUUCCACCACAUCCUGGUGGGCGCCCUGGUGGUGGCCUUCUUCUUCCUCCUCUUCCAGUUCUGCACCCACAUGUAA
This is a messenger RNA of Lepus europaeus (European hare), 315 nucleotides long. It is a transcript of the gene FIMP1, whose product is annotated as chromosome 21 C16orf92 homolog. The record is from RefSeq and is a predicted model, not a curated record. The coding region runs from base 1 to 315 and encodes 104 amino acids. Gene Ontology annotation, biological process: fusion of sperm to egg plasma membrane involved in single fertilization. Lineage: Eukaryota; Metazoa; Chordata; Mammalia; Lagomorpha; Leporidae. The transcript is spliced from 3 exons.